AUGGCUUCCCAAGAGGAAACACAAGCUCAGCCCUUUGCAGACUUCUUUGAUGAAGAUGAAGCUGAACAAUCUUUCCUGUUGUCCAAGCCCACUUGCUUAAUUAUACUUGGAAAGCCAGGUUCUGGAAAGAAAACCUUAGCUAGAAAACUAGCACAAGAAUGGAAAUGGAUUUUCAUAGAAGCUUCAGAAGUAAUUCAAACCAAUAUUAAAGAAGAAACAGAAUAUGGGCUUAAGUGUCAAGAAUUGCUUCUUCAAGGUCAAAGUAUUUCUGAAGAACUGGUCACAGAAAUGAUUCUGAAAAAGCUUGAGUCACCAGAAGUUGCUCAUUUUGGUUAUAUUCUCAGUGGAUUUCCUUCUCUCUCAGAGGAAUACAUGACUAUUCCACAGCAAAUAGAGAAAAUUAAAAACCUAAAGUUAAAACCAGAUUUUCUGAUUAACAUUAAGUGUCCAGACUAUGACUUAUGCCAAAGAAUAUCAGGACAAAGGCAACACCCUGUUACAGGGCAUGUAUAUCAAAGGGAGCAGUGGGAUCCUGACUUUAUUGAAAAGCAUAAGAAAAAGAAAAGUCAGGAUGAAGAAGAGAAUGAAGAGGAAGAGGAAGAGCAGGAAGAAGAAGAAGAAGACGAAGAAGAGACUGAAGAAGACCCACUUAAGAUGUCAGGAUUUUUGCAACAAUUAGUGCAGAGGCCUGAAGAUAUUCUUGAAAAUGCAGAGGAAAGAGUUGAAAUGUAUAAGGAUAGAAUGCUUCAUCCUUUAGAAGUCUGGAUGGCUGAGCAGGAUCGUGAAUAUCUCAUUGAACUGGAUGGAAAUCAGCCACUAGAUGAUCUCUUUUCAUCACUGGUAACUCAGCUUCAAUCUCUGGGGGUUCAAAGUGGAGCUCCUGUCACUGUACUUCAAAAUGAAGAAGAGGAAAUGCUGGAGGGACUGGAAGAUGAUGAACUUUUCCGGGCUCUGUCAUCUUGCAAACUAAUAGCGCCCCGGUACCGGUGGCGGAGAAGCAGGUGGGGGAUGGCAUGUCCUGUGGCUCUGAAGGCAGGUGAUAUUGUCAUGGGAAACCCAAGCAUGGCUGUCAGUUUUCUAGGUAGGAUGUACCUCCUGUCGUCCCCAGAGGCGAUGAAAACAUUUCUGUUGAAUCCACGGCCUUACUUGUUAUCACCAAUGCCAGUUCCUCCUUGUAAAGUACUGGUAUUUGGUCCUCCCUUCUCUGGAAGAACAACCAUUUGUAACCUAAUUGCACAGAAGUAUAAAGGAGAGGUUCUUGAUAUGGCCAAACUCAUCCAAUCCCACAUGGAAGAAUUAAAAGAAAAGAACAUUGAGACAGUGCAAAAGGAUGCAGCAGAAAAGGCCUUAACAACAGUGAAAAAUGGGCUGGAAUUGGAGAAACAGUCAAAGGAAUCAGGAGAAUUUCAAGAAGAUGCCAGAGGAGCAGAUGAUUCUGAAAACUCCACAAAAACCAGAGAAGGACCAGAUGUGGAAGAGGGAACUACUGUAGAAUCUGCCAUCACCCAAAAAGAAGGGUCAGAGACCACUGCUGACCACCCAGAAGUACAAGGAGCAUCAGAAGAAGCCAUGGAAAGUGCAUCAGUCUCUGGACCAACACUGUCCCCUGAGCUCUGUGCAGAGGUUCUGGAGAGAGCCAUUGCAAAGCUCAUGAAGAAGAACAAAGACAGGUUUCCUGGUGCUCCAGAAAAAGGAGGAUGGGUGGUGGAUAAUUACCCUCUCUCAGUAGAACACUGGUCAGCUUUAACAGAAAAAGGACUUUCACCAGACACUGUUGUCUGUCUGAAGGACACAGAGAAUGAUGGAGUCUAUACAAUACGCAGAACAUACUUAGCAACUGGGGAUAAAAUUAAUUCUAAGACUUUGAGAAGACUAACCCAUGCAGCAUUAGAAGUGAAAGCUGAAGAUUAUGAAAAAGAACAAGAACAAGAAGAAAAAGAAAGAAAAGAAAUGCAAGAAAUACCAACAGCAGAGGAAGAUCAGUCUCCAGAGACUGCUGAGAAGAAAGAAUCUGAGGACAACAAUGAGCAGCUUCCACCUGAAACUCAGGAGGUGUCCCAGAAACAAUCCAGUGGCUCUGCAGAUAAUGGAGAAGAAUCUAAACCUACAGAAGCCAUGCCACGUGAGUUUGCAGAGGAUGAUUUACAAGAUCUACCAGAAGUGGAAGCAAUUAAAAAGAAGAUUGAGGAUUUCUUGGAAAACUGGGAAACAGUGGAGUCAGAAAUCAGAAAGUCAUCUCUAAUUCAAGUUGUUGUUUUAGAGAUUGCUGAGCAAACUCCAGAAAGUCUGCUUAACCAAGUUGUGCUGGUGAUGGAAAAACCUUUUAAAUACUAUGGUUGGGAACUAUCUGCUGAAGACUUGGAUGAAGAAGCAGAAGAUCUGGCUGCUGAAGCAGAAGAUAAGGAAGAGGAAGAUGAAGAAGAAGAGGAAGAAGAAGAAGAAGCUCCUCCUUUACGGGUGUUCUUCCUUGGGACACACGGAGCAGGUAAAACUACUUGUGCACGAAGGAUAGCAGAGAAAUUAGGCAUUUUCCAUAUUCAGUUUGAAGAAUAUCUACAGCAACUGAUCUUACCCAAAACUAAAAAGAAAGUUGGGCCCCAUCUUGAUGAAGAAUCUGAAGAAGAUGACUAUAAAAUGGAAAUUCUAGCAGACGAACUGGAAGAAUUCCCUCAGACCAUGACUGAACCUGAGUUAGAAGAAAGUGAACAGGAGGUGGAAUUAACUGCUGAGGAAGAAGCAAUCAAAGCAAAUCUGAUGUAUAAUGAGUCACUGCCUCCAGAAGUCCUUGAUAACAUUGUCCCUGACUGGUGGAGGAAAGAGCCAUUCAGGUCCACAGGAUUUAUACUGGAUGGUUUCCCUCGGACUUUAGAUGAAGUCAUGUACUUGUUAGAAAAUGGCCUCUGCCCUGAUGUUGUGGUUCACAUCCAAGUAGAAGAAAGUGACGUUAUUGACCGUCUCGUUCCUCCACGGCUGAAAAAAUGGCAAGAGAGACGCAAGAAGAAAAUGGAACAUAAAAAGAAACUGAAAGACCUGAAAGCAAAAAUAAGGGAAGAGAAGAUGGCUAGAAGAAGGGAAGAACUUUUAGCAGAACAAAAGCAAAAGAAGCAGGAGGAUUUAGAAAAUGAGGGGAAUGAUGAGGCCUCUGAGGAGGGAGAUGGGAAUGAAAAUGAAGAUAUUGAAGCUAUUCUUGCAGAAGAGUUUUUUGAAGAAGAAGAAGAAGAAGAGGCUGAAGAAGAACAAGAGAUUGAAGCUAUUGAACGCAUGCAAAAUGAAACUUCGGAAAAGUAUGACUCAGAAAAAGACAGUUUAGAAUCUGUGCAGGAAGAACUGGAAAAAUGGCUCAUACCACAGAUUGAGAUCAAUGGAGGAAGGAAGCCUCACAUUGUCUGCUACCAAGUGUAUAAGAAGCUGGGUCCUCUGGUGGAAACUCGUGGAAGCAUUUUUGAGAAAUGCUACCCAAUAAGUUUGCCAGUUGCACAGAAGUUGCUUCUUUUCUCAUAUAAAUUUCUCAGUUCCUUUGGUUGGUGGGAUCCAGUCAAGCUAAGUGAAGGAGAGGUAAUCAAGCCCCAGCACAGCCAUGAAAACACAGUCUUCCCUGUCAUCCAUCGACAGUAUAUUUAUUUCUUUUCAAGUAAAGAAAAGGCAGAAACAUUUAUGAAAAAUCCCAUCAAAUAUAUUCGUCAGCCAAAACCUAAACCACCUGUGCCAGUUAGAAUUGCAAUCGUGGGACCUCCAAAAUCUGGAAAGACUACAGUUGCCAAGAAGUUUGCAAGUGUGUACGGGCUCCUGCGCCUGAGCAUGGGGGACGCCAUCCGGCUGGUGCUGAGCAGCCAGCCAGGCACUCAGCUGGCCCUCAGGCUGCAGCAGCACCUCCACAAAGGACUGACUGUGCCUGAUGAACUGGCCAUCCAGGCUCUAGAUGUGGCUAUGAUGAACCACGUGUGUAAUACCACUGGAGUUGUAAUUGAUGGAUAUCCUGUAACAAGAAAACAAGUGAACCUCUUGGAAUCAGCCAGGAUAAUUCCAGUGAAAAUCUUUGAAUUAGAUAUGGAUGCAAAGGAAGUGUUCAGAAGAGCACUGCAGGAUAAGGAAACCACAGACAGACCUCCCUACCCUCAACACGACAGCUCACAGAUUCUAGCUAUUAAAAAUUCCUGCUAUAAAGAGCAAGUUGAAGCCAUCAGGACUUACUAUAAGGAGGAGCAUCAGAACUGGUGUGUGAUCAAUGCCUUUCGGAGCAAGUGGUGGAUGUGGAACAAAGUACAGCAGGAGGUUCAAAAGGUCAUUAAAAAAAUCCAGAUAUACCUGGAGAGAAUAAGAGAAGGGAAAGCAGCUGCCAUUGCUGAUUUAUGCAUCACUCCCCACGAGCUGCAGCAGAGGCUGGGGGAGUUUGGCCACUACUGUCCUGUCAGCCUUGCAGAAAAGGGUGAACUGGUUGACUGCUCCACAACCUUGUCUCUGCAGUUUGCUGCAGAAUUCCGAGGACAUUAUUACAAAAUGGCUUCCCAGGCAGAACUGGAUAAAUUCCUGAGCACACCAGAGGUUUAUGUACCACCACUGGCACCUCACCCUCUCCCACCUGCAGAUAUGCUUCCAAAGAAACUGUCUGAAGAGGAAGGGAAGGCCUUACUCCCUGAAAGUGUUGAAAUGAAGGGAUACUGUCCAGUCACUUACCUAGAUGGAAAACUGAGAUAUGAAGCCUUGGUGACUGGCAACACUAAGUAUGCAGCAAAAUAUCAAGAGAAGAUAUAUAUUUUUGAAAGUGAAGAAAAACUCCAGAAGUUUAUGAGGUUACCAGAGAAGUACUGGAACCUGAAGCUUCCACAUAAACUCCCUCCACCAAAGGAGCCAAAGCUGCUCACUGCACUUCCCAUGCUUGGAUACCUGGAACAGGGAGUAGCAACUGCUCUAAUAAGAGCCCUGACAGAUGUUGGCUGCUUGAAGCCCAAGUAUCCAUUCCUAAGUGUAAGAAAAACUGCUCUGCUCUUUGUGGCCUGGCACUUAAAAGUUUCCAGAGCCCUCCAGAACUUUCUUGAACUAGCACAGAUUUUUGCUAGCACAGCUGAGCUAAGGGAGACCCCUGAAUAA
Molecule: messenger RNA, 5088 nt
Organism: Chaetura pelagica (chimney swift)
Lineage: Eukaryota; Metazoa; Chordata; Aves; Apodiformes; Apodidae
Gene: AK9
Product: adenylate kinase 9
Exons: 36
Coding region: 1-5088 (1695 amino acids)
Biological process (GO): nucleobase-containing compound metabolic process
Cellular component (GO): cytoplasm; mitochondrion
Molecular function (GO): ATP binding; AMP kinase activity
Source: RefSeq, a predicted model, not a curated record